CUUGGAAGGGGAUUCCGGGAUCUACUCUGGAUUUUGAAUUUGGGCUCUAUUGUUUGAUGAGUCUAUAAGCCGGCUGCGCGGCCAUCCCAGUGCUGUCUUUAUUGUUUCCCGCAGAUCUUAGCUUCAGCUCCGGUCUUCGGUCUCGCCACGAGCUGUGCUUCUUUUUCCUCCUCCUACUCCUCCUACUCCUCCUCAUCAGGAUCUUUGCAAUUCCACCUGCAAAAGGUCUCUCACAUCAGCUCAACAAUUUCCCUCUACAUCUGCGGCGACGUCAAUCCUCAGAGAGAGCACUGGAUCAACACACCUCAACCAGACGUCAUGGACUCGCUGCUCGCCAACGCCAAACACGUCGGCGACGCACUCGUCGUUCCGGUCCCGAGCCUGCUCGCCCAGCAACCCACCUCCCUCACCGUGAACCUUGGCUUCCGCGUCGCGCUGGGCAUCAUCGCCGACCUAGUAUGCCUGGUGCCCUUCUGGAUACUGGCCCGCAACGGCGAGUUUGCCGCCUCGCUCUACGUCCUCAACAUUAUAUUCUUGAACCUUGACACCGUUGUCAACUCGCUCAUCUGGCGCAACAACGAUACGGCAUCCUGGUGGCCGGGAUUCGGCUUCUGCGACCUGGACAACUUCUUCCGCAACGGCGCCAAGGCGCUGUUUCUCACGUGCCUGCUCGCCAUCAUGCGAAAUCUGGCUAUACAAGUCGGGCGGCUGCGUGCGAACCCGCUGUCAAUCAAGGAGAGGCGCAGGCGAAUCCUCGUGCAGGCCCUCAUCAUUUUCCCCUGGCCAUUGUCCGUGAUAGCCUGGACGUAUCCCCUCGCGGCGAACAGAUAUGUCAUCGGCACCUUGAGCGGCUGCGACUGGUCCACCUCGUCAUCCUGGCCCUAUCUCGUCUUCUUCGUCAUACCACCCCCGGUCGUGGCUGCUGUGACUCUGGCAUAUUCGGUUCUCAUAUUUUUCCGAUUUCGUCAAUUGUCCAGGACCAACGAACCGGCUCUCUCAACCAACAGCACAAUCCAUCGCCGUAGUGUCCGGACACGCCGGAGACUCUACCUCAUGGUUGUAUCUAUCAUCGUGCCCUUUUUCCCAAUCGUCAUCGCCCUCACCGUGCUCAACAUCAUCGACAUGGGCGCCCUGGAGCCGUUCAAUUACGACUUGAUCCACAACCCGCCCGGCCUAUUCCCCUGGAACACGAUUGGCAUGCUCCCUUCAGAUCAAGUCAGCUGGGGGUACAGGAAUACCCAAUACAUUGCUAUUCUUACUGCCAUACCUAUCUUUGGUUUCUUCGGCACUACCAGAGACGCCGUGAACAUCUACCGAAAAGGAUUGCUGAUGCUCAGGCUCGGACGCAUUUUCCCCGGCCUCAACGAGGUCUAUGAUCCAGACAAGAGCAGGUCAGGAAGUGGCUCUUACGGCUCAACCGCGACAACCACGACGAGAGGAGGUUCAACUGUCACCAGCGGCUCAACAGCCUAUUCGCACGCGCUGAAGAGUCUCACGCCCAGCACCAAUAACACCCGCCGCGACUCAGUAACACGAGGCCCGGAGCCCGCCGUCAGUGACGACGUCGACGUGGAACGCGGUGAGGAGCCAGCGGCGCAACACCUGCAUCAGUCCGCGGAGCCUGGAGCGGCGGGCGCACAUGAAACGAUCCCAAAUCCCAUCCACCGCAACCCAUUUCCCUUCCGGACUCAUUUUAACCUACACCUACCCUGGUGCUCGCCAUCAUCGAGGUCAGAGCGCGCAACGGCUGCGCAGGGAGGACCGGAUCGGCCCGUGAGCUACGGAUCUCAAGCAAGCACUACGUCACAUCCGCGCAUCUUAGAAGCCCACGACGAGGAGGCCCGCCUGAGCUUGGGCUGGGUGGUAGGCGAGCAGUCGAGAGACAGGCGUGCCAGGGUGGACUCGGAGUUCACGUCGACGCUGCUCCAUUCGAGCGCCAACCAGGGGCAAUAAAGAG
This is a messenger RNA of Purpureocillium takamizusanense, 1957 nucleotides long. RefSeq lists its product as uncharacterized. The transcript is spliced from 3 exons. Lineage: Eukaryota; Fungi; Ascomycota; Sordariomycetes; Hypocreales; Ophiocordycipitaceae. The coding region runs from base 319 to 1953 and encodes 544 amino acids. Gene Ontology annotation, biological process: G protein-coupled receptor signaling pathway. Gene Ontology annotation, cellular component: membrane. Gene Ontology annotation, molecular function: mating-type factor pheromone receptor activity. The record is from RefSeq and is a predicted model, not a curated record.